Alternaria atra is the source of this 1059-nucleotide messenger RNA. RefSeq lists its product as uncharacterized. The transcript is spliced from 6 exons. NCBI's taxonomy places the organism in Eukaryota, Fungi, Ascomycota, Dothideomycetes, Pleosporales, Pleosporaceae. Gene Ontology annotation, biological process: amino acid transmembrane transport. The record is from RefSeq and is a predicted model, not a curated record. Bases 1 to 1059 code for a protein of 352 amino acids. Gene Ontology annotation, cellular component: membrane. Gene Ontology annotation, molecular function: amino acid transmembrane transporter activity.
AUGAGCCUCGCGCACGAGACUGCCGGGAUGGAAAAGAAUCACUAUGACAACCCACCUCCUGUGCAUUACCCCCUGGCGGAUCCUGCCAAAGGACAUCAGCUCAGUAGCAACGACGAGGAUGUCGCUAUUGUCGCCUCUGAUCAGAACGAGCUUAAGCGCGACUUGAAGGGUCGUCAUAUGCAGAUGAUUGCCAUUGGCGGUGCCAUUGGCUCCGGUCUGUUCAUUGGUUCUGCCUCAUCCUUCGUCACUGGUGGACCUGCCGCUGUUAUCAUUGGAUUUACCGUUGAAUUUGUACUAUCCAUCAUAAAGGUUUUGGCUUGCGUAGGAUUCAUGAUCCUGGGCAUUAUUAUUAAUACCGGAGGUGUGCCAACCGACGACAGGGGUUAUAUUGGCAACAGAUACUACAAUAUUCCUGGUAUGGGUCCGAAAUUCACCGCCUACAUUGAUAGGCGGGGUCGUCCAGUCGUUGUGGUGGUUAUUCAGCUUCUGUUCGGACUGCUGGCAUAUAUCAAUCUCGCUCCCAGCGGCGGAGAUAUCUUCACCUGGUUGCUGUCUUUGUCUGGCAUCACUGUGCUGUUCGUCUUCGGCAGUAUUGCUGUCGCACAUAUCCGUUUCCGCAGAGCUUGGGCCUUGAAUGGCCACACUCUUGAUGAAAUCCCAUACAGAGCCUCAUUCGGCGUUUGGGGCUCUUGGGUAUGCUUCGCCAUCAACGCCAUUGCGCUCAUCGCCCAAUUCUACGUCGCGCUUUACCCAGUCGGUGGAACACCUCUCAGCGUCGAGGGCUUUUUCGAAACCUACAUGGCGGCACCUUUCCUCAUCGUCUUGUACUUGGGGUGGAAGGUCUACAGCUGGUUCAAGUAUCCUUCGCACCGUCCAUUGUGGAUUCGAACGAAGGACAUCGACAUCUAUACUGGCAUGAGGCAGGGACAGAGGGAGGUAAUCAGCGGCGAAGGUGUGACCGAAGACCAGAGACGCGCGAGCAUCGAGGAGAUGCGCGACGGGCAGAAAAAGAAGGGUGUCAAGGCCUACAUUAGGGCGGCUUAUCAUACAGUACUUUAG